Molecule: messenger RNA, 1913 nt
Organism: Durusdinium trenchii
Lineage: Eukaryota; Dinophyceae; Suessiales; Symbiodiniaceae
Source: the annotation of a GenBank genome assembly
GAGGGUUCCCUGUUCCACUCCAGCCCCACUCGGCCCCCAGCCUCGCCUGCCAUGGCUCCACUGUGGCGUGGUGCUGUGGCAUCUCUACCGCUCGCGCUGGUGGCGGAGGUGCCAGAUGAAGGGGCCAUGAAGAUCCGGGAGGGUCUAGCUGCUGUGGAGUGGUGCGCCAUGAUGAUGAACUUCCAGCCGCAAGAGCUGCUUGAGCAGUGUUGCUACCAAGUGUCCUCGAGCAGCGCCUGCGCCAUGGAGCUGGCGGAUUCCGUGGGCGCCAAGUGUUGCCGCAGCGACACGGAGAUGAGUGGCUUCUAUGGCUUCUUGCUGCCUCCAAGGCCCUUCUCCUUGAACGGUCGUCCCAAUGACAUGGACCCCUGUAGCACUCGGGCGCCCGACGUGCAGUGCCUCUUCAGUUGGAACAACUUCCAUAUUCUGGGUCCGCAACCCCUCGAGGAGUUGCGGGCCUUAGGCUUGCUGGGCACUGAGGAGGGUCACAUGGUCUCCUUGCAUGCGACGACCAGCCCGCCUCUGAUGGACGUCGUGCAAGUCAACAGUCUGGCUGAGGAGGUGCCGAUCUUCUACCAUCGGCUUUUCCACGAGUAUGCAGAGGUCGCGCCGCAAGCGCUCUGGGAGUACACCCACUAUGUGCAACACAGGCAGUCCUUCCGGCCUCUGGCCCGCCGGGGUCGUGGCUGCGAGCAGCCGGAGGCUGCUGAGGCCAAGGCCAUGGCGGACACCACGGCGCUGCCGUGGCUGGCGUUGAGGUGGUUGGAACGGGGCAACCCCCCUUUCAACAGCUUCGUGAACUUGGGCGCACGGGAUGGCGUCGGGGACGACCCCUUGCAGUUCCUGCUGCAGGACCCCCGGCAUGUGGACUUUGCGCUGGCCGUCGAGAUGGACCCUGAGUACUGCCAGCGCCAUCGCCAGCACCUCCCUCAUGUGCAGGUUCUGUGUCUCCAGGUGUCGGAGGCCACGAUGCCGGAGAUCCUUCAGAAGGUGCCCCGUGCCGCGAGGUCCACCACGCCGCGGCUGGAUGUGCUGAAGGUGGACCUUGAUGGUGCUGACUGUGACGCUGCCUUGGGGUUCCUCUCUUCCGUGCGCGCGAAGCUGGUGGUUUUGGAGGUCUUCGAUGGCUUGCCGCCCCCGUUGCGCUUCUCGCUGCACGAGCACCCGCAGUUAGCGUCCUGGGGCGGCCUCACGGUCUGGGGAUGCUCCUUGAGCUACCAGGUGCGCAUGCUCAAGCCAUUGGGCUAUCACUUGGUUUGGUACGGCGCAGGGAAUGCCAUCUACGUGCACCGCUCCGUGUCCACACGGCUAGGCCUGCCACGCUUGGACGAGGUCGACUGCUAUGUGACCUCCGUGGUCAUGGCCAUGUGGCCCAGCGGCCGGCGCAUGCGCCGGUGGUUCUACGAGGUGCGAUCGUGCGAUCGCUGGUGGAGGCAUAUCGGGGUCACACAUGUCAAAAGACCAGGAAUCAUUUGAUCAUCGUUCUGACUAUUGCAUUUCAAGAUAUUUCAAGGGUUUUGAAUGGAGCGCGCCAUGCCUGGCGUGUAGACCGGAUGCCUGAGCCUGGCCAGUUGCAGCAGUUGCAACUUUGGCAACCAGCGCCCACAUGGUUUCGGGUCUUCCUUGCCGGCUCACGUCCGGGAGUGGUCGAGGGAGUGGGUCGAGGGAGGUGUGCCUGGUAUUGCCUCCGUAGGGGCCACAUUCAAUACCCCGCCGGCGUUUUCUGAGAGGUCUCCAAUGGAAUACCCUACGCUACUGUGGAUCUCCAUUGGGCACCCUUGUGGUCCAGGUAAGUGUUUGAGGGUCUGAUAGGGCCUGGACCCUUCGGAUAGAAACCCUAUCCAAAGGAACUCCAGAACGAGCGGUAGACGUAACGGUCCAUAUGAUUUGUAACCGUCGGUAGAUCAGUAGGC